AUGACAAGCCCGAUAGAUCUACCGUUGGUGGAUAUCUCAAAACCUGACUACAAGGCCGCCGGCAAGGCCAUGUUAAACGCCGCCGUAGAAUAUGGCUUCCUAUACAUCGACAGCAGGACAACCGCUUUUACGGAAGCAGAUGUAGAAAGCGCAUUCGAUCUGUCAAAAGAGUUCUUCGAUCUACCAGUCUCAGAAAAAGCCCCUUACAAACGAGGACCAGAUAAUGUCGGCUGGGUUGGUAUGCAUGUCGAAACCCUGGAUCCAGAGCACCACAAGAGAGGCGAUUUCAAAGAAGCCCUGAACAUCCUCGAAACGAAAAAUGGAAAGAUCAUGCAACCAUUACCACCAAGCACCAUGAACCGCGAGGCAGAGAUUGCUCGCUUCUCCGAUCUCUGCAAUCAAACCUGUAUCCAGAUAUUAAACCUUCUUGCACACGGACUCGAGAUGUCAGACGAUUUCUUUACUUCCCGACACGACUCAUCCAAGGGAUAUACAGGGAACUCAGUCCGACUUCUCUACUAUCCAUCUGACGUCCCAGGAUACUGUGCUGGAAAGGAUAUCCGUGCAGGCGCGCAUUCCGAUUACGGCAGCAUCACCCUUUUAUUUCAACGGCCUGGUCAACCGGGACUGGAGAUGCAAACACCAGAGCAAGAGUGGGCACCUGUGCCUGUAUACCCCAACCAGGAUGAAUACCCGUUUCCUCCCAUUUUGGUUAAUAUCGGGGAUGCGUUGAGUUAUUGGACUGAUGGGCUUCUAAAAUCGACUGUGCAUCGCGUUGUUUUUCCUGAGGGGGGCGAGGGUGCAGAUCGAUAUAGUAUUGCGUUCUUUUGUUCACCUCUCGGGACUACGGAGCUUAUUCCGGUUCCUAGUGGUGUGGUUGCUGCGCAUCGCGAAAAGCAGAAAGAGGAUGGAAAUCCGACUGUUGGGUAUGGAGGUGGGGCUAGUGAGCUCAAUGUUGGUGGGCGCAGACUUACUGCAGGUGAGCAUUUGCAGGCCAGACUAGCUGCGACUUACCUGUAG
Molecule: messenger RNA, 1020 nt
Organism: Penicillium pulvis
Lineage: Eukaryota; Fungi; Ascomycota; Eurotiomycetes; Eurotiales; Aspergillaceae
Exons: 6
Coding region: 1-1020 (339 amino acids)
Source: RefSeq, a predicted model, not a curated record